CUAAAAGUGCCGACUAAUCAUUUAGCUGGGUUAUCAAUUGCAUUUUAGUCGCAAGUGUAUAUUGAAAUAAUCGAAAAAAGAAGAAAAAAAUGUCGAAAAAAAUCGUAAAGACGCAUAAAAAAGAAUUGAAGCUGAGUAAUUGUGGCUUCGAUCAUGAUCCUGUUGAGUCAAUCGUCCGUUCACAAUGGCAAUCCAGAUCGAAAAACAAUAUUUAUUUAAUUUACCGUUUGCUGGUUGCAAUAUUUGUGAUUGCGGUUGUAAUCGUUUCAAUGUAUUCUCAUAUGCAAAAAUACAGUUUUGGGCUAUUCUUCAUCUACUUGACACAUUGGGGCAUCUUAAUCAACAUGGUUGUUGGAGUUUUUGGUGCCAUAUUAGUCACUACUUGGCAUUUUCACACAGAUUUCCAAGAAAAUAUUCUAAAAAAUAGCGAAAUGCCAACUGCGUUCAAAAUAUAUUGGGCAUUGCACAAUAUUGCGUUAAUCACGUCGUUUGCUGUAACGAUCAUUUACUGGUCAAUAUUGCAUAAUGACAAAAUACCCAUUAAUGCCCCUAAUAUACUUUCACAUGCAAUGAAUUCGGUAAUUAUGUUUUUGGACAUAUUAAUUGUCGCGCAUCCUUUAAGGCUGUUUCAUGUCAUUCAACCGAUUUGCUUUGGAGUGUCCUACGGAAUUUUUUCAUACAUAUAUUAUUUGUGUGGCGGUGUAAACAUGUGAGUGACGUCAAUUUAAUUCAAAACAAUAUUAACCCUCCUAGGUAUAGUUCGAAAUAAAAACAAUAUAGGAUAGUUACGGUCUAUUGGACCGUCCAUACAAAAUAC
Molecule: messenger RNA, 817 nt
Organism: Contarinia nasturtii (swede midge)
Lineage: Eukaryota; Metazoa; Arthropoda; Insecta; Diptera; Cecidomyiidae
Product: protein rolling stone-like
Exons: 4
Coding region: 90-713 (207 amino acids)
Cellular component (GO): membrane
Source: RefSeq, a predicted model, not a curated record